Molecule: messenger RNA, 1182 nt
Organism: Nestor notabilis (Kea)
Lineage: Eukaryota; Metazoa; Chordata; Aves; Psittaciformes; Psittacidae
Product: tripartite motif-containing protein 15-like
Exons: 7
Molecular function (GO): protein binding; zinc ion binding
Source: RefSeq, a predicted model, not a curated record
AGGCUGAGCGCGCAGGCGGCCGGGGCAGACGCGGGACAAGGGGAACGAUGCGAGAAGCACCAGGAACCUCUCAAGGUCUUCUGCAAAGACGAUGGAGCCUUUAUCUGCGUGAUCUGCCGGGAGUCCCGCGCGCACCGCUCCCACAGGAUGCUGCCCGCGCAGGAUGCUCUCCAGGAAUACAAGGGACAAAUCCAGGCCCAUCUGCAAGCCCUGAAGGAAGAGAGAAAUAGACUCCUGGGGUUGCGAGAGGCUGAGAUGAGGAGGAAUUGGGAACACUUGGAGAAGACCACAGCCGAGCACCAGAGGGUCCUAUCCAAGUCGGAAGGGCUGAGGCUCUUCCUGGAGGACUAUGCCCAGCAUCUGCUGGCUCAGCUGGGGAACCUGGAGCGGGACAUUGAGAAGCUGCAGGAAGAAAAUGUCACCAGCUUGACAAAGGAGAUCUCCCGCCUGGAUUCCUUCAUCCAGGAGAUGGAGGAGAAGUGCCAGCAGCCAGCAAGUGAACACCUGCAGGACCUCAGAGGCACCUUGAGCAGGCUUGAAAGUGAGCACUUCCAGCAGCCCCCACUGCUGAUGCUUCCAGAGCUGGAGAAGAGAAUCAGCCACUUCAGGGAGAGAAACACUGCUCUGGAGGAGACCCUGAGGAGCUUCCAAGACAUCCUGAUGUUUGAGCUGCCAGAAAAGAUGAAGGUGACCCUGGACCCAUCCACUGCCCACCCGCAGCUCCUGGUGUCGGCCGACAAGAGGAGCGUGAGGUGGGACAAUGAUUCCCACCAGGAGCCCUGUGCUGAGGGCUUGGGCACCGACCCCUGUGUCCUGGGCCAUGAGGGCAUCACCGUGGGGACAUGCUGCUGGGAGGUGGAGGUGGCCCCCAGAGGCUCCUGGGCUGUCGGGGGGAGGAGGGAGGAGGCUGCCGAGGGCCCUGGGAUGGAGCUCUGGUCCAUGGGGCUCUGUGAGGGGCAGUUCUGGGCUCUCACCUCCCUCGAGCGCAUCCCGCUGUACCAGGUCCAGGUGCCCACCAGGGUCCGGGUCUCCCUGGACUAUGACAAGGGUCAGGUGGCAUUUUUCGAUGCCGAUAAGAGAUCCCUGAUCUUCACCUUCCCAGCAGCCUCCUUCAAAGGGGAGAGCAUCCACCCCUGGUUCCUGGUGUGGGGCGAGGGGGCCCACAUCACAUUGUGCCCAUGA